AUGCGAUUCUCACCCUUCCUCUCAACCCUCGUCUAUACCUUUUCCAACUUUUCCCGCGUCCGCGCCGCGCAGUCCCUGGGCACCCAGGCGCCUCUCGCAGCGAACCGACAGCUCCGCGCUUCCAUGCCCUCGAUCCCGUUCCUGGGCGCUCUGUUUGGAUCUUCCGCUUCGCAGCAGGAUAAGAUGUCGUACCCCGAUAAGAGGUCUGAUGAUGAGUGGCGGGCUGUUUUGAACAAGGAGCAAUUCCGCAUCCUCCGCGAAAAGGGCACCGAACCCCCCGGUUCCGGCAAGUUCGACAAGCACUACCCUUCCGAGGGCGUCUACGCCUGCGCCGGCUGCGAGGCCCCGCUCUACAAGGCCACGCACAAGUUCAAGUCGGGCUGCGGCUGGCCGGCCUACUUUGACUCGUUGCCGGGCGCCGUCGUCCGCCACGAGGACCGCAUGUUCGGCAUGACGCGCACCGAGAUUGUGUGCGCCAACUGCGGCGGGCAUCUGGGUCACGUCUUCAAGGGGGAAGGGUUUGACACCCCGACGGACGAGAGGCACUGUGUUAACAGCGUCAGUUUGACGUUUGCGCCGGAGGAGAAGAAGGGUGGGGAGGGGACUGCUGAGGGUGCGAAGGGGGAGAGUAAGGUUUAA
Molecule: messenger RNA, 639 nt
Organism: Colletotrichum paranaense
Lineage: Eukaryota; Fungi; Ascomycota; Sordariomycetes; Glomerellales; Glomerellaceae
Product: SelR domain-containing protein
Exons: 2
Coding region: 1-639 (212 amino acids)
Biological process (GO): response to oxidative stress; protein repair
Molecular function (GO): peptide-methionine (R)-S-oxide reductase activity
Source: RefSeq, a predicted model, not a curated record